Messenger RNA from Penicillium canescens, 558 nucleotides. Its product is annotated as non-canonical purine NTP pyrophosphatase. The transcript has 6 exons. Gene Ontology annotation, molecular function: nucleoside triphosphate diphosphatase activity. Gene Ontology annotation, biological process: nucleoside triphosphate catabolic process. Gene Ontology annotation, cellular component: cytoplasm. The record is from RefSeq and is a predicted model, not a curated record. Lineage: Eukaryota; Fungi; Ascomycota; Eurotiomycetes; Eurotiales; Aspergillaceae. Bases 1 to 558 code for a protein of 185 amino acids.
AUGACUCUCACCAAGCUCAACUUCAUUACUGGGAACAAGAACAAGUUGUCCGAAGUGCGGGCUAUCCUUGGUAAUGUUAUCGAGGUAGACAGCCAGGAAGUCGAUGUCCCAGAGAUCCAGGGAACCAUCGAGGAAAUCGCCAAGGAAAAAGCCAAACGUGCCGCUGAAGCAAUUAAUGGACCUGCUUUGACCGAAGACACUGCCCUCGAGUUCCAUGCACUCAAGGGUCUCCCCGGGCCAUACAUCAAAUCUUUCAUGGCUUUGGGCCACGAAGGCUUGAACAAGAUGCUUGACGGUUUUGAGGACAGAACGGCCGAAGCUGUGUGCACCUUUGCCUUUUGCCGGGGACCUGGCGAGGAGCCUCUUAUCUUCCAGGGCAGAACUGAGGGUGCCAUUGUGCGGCCCAGAGGCCCGACCAAUUUUGGCUGGGACCCUAUCUUCGAGUAUGAUGGAAAGACAACAUACGCCGAGAUGGAGAAGGAAGCCAAGAACAAAAUCUCCCACCGAUACAAGGCGCUAGUGAAGUUGCAGCAGUGGCUAGCCGAAGGACAGCAGUAA